GUCAGCGGUUGGGAACACUGUGCAGAGGUCGCUCCUAAAAUCUAAACAUGGCGUCCCCACGGCCGAAGUCUCCCAAGCCCGUCACGCCUCAGAAGAAAAAAGACGAAUCAUUCUUGGAAUAUUUGGGUACCCUGGGCAGAAGGAAGAAGAUAAAGGAAGUUGUUGAACUUCAAGAAGAAGGGAAGAAUGCGAUUGAAACUCCCGGCAGCCCUACCCUCCCUGACCUGCCACCCCAGGACUAUAUUCUUGACGAGAUGGAGGAACGGGCCAUGAUUGAGCCGCUCUCGUACGAGGAUCCCCGACUGAAGGAGCUGAUCAGCGUGCUGAUAGAGUGGAUCAACGACGAGCUGGCCAGCCAUCGCAUCAUUGUCAAGGACAUCGAGGAGGACCUCUACGACGGCCAGGUCCUCCAGAAGCUGCUUGAGUCUCUGACGGGCAAGCGCCUGGAUGUGGUGGAGGUGACGCAGUCGGAGGAGGGCCAGAAGCAGAAGCUCCGCACAGUGGUGGACUGCGCCAACCAGAUCCUCGGACUCCCCAAGUGGGGACAGUACAAGUGGUCCGUUGAGAGCAUCCACAACAAGAACAUUGUGUCGAUCAUCCACUUGCUGGUGGCACUGGCGAGACACUUCAGGGCCCCAGUGAGGCUGCCCGAAAACGUCGUUGUCAACGUCGUCGUCGUGCAGAAACGCAACGGCAUCCUACAUCCCCGCACCGUUCAAGAGGAACUGACGUCGACCUACGAUGACUUGGGAAUGAGAGUUGAAAGGGACGCAUUCGACACGCUCUUCGACCACGCUCCCGACAAGCUUCAAGUCGUGAAGAAGUCGUUGAUGACGUUUGUGAACAAGCAUCUCAACAAGAUCAACCUUGAAGUCAGCGACCUGGACACUCAGUUCCAAGACGGCAUCUAUCUGGUGCUGCUGAUGGGGCUGGUGGAAGGCUACUUCGUGCCUCUCUACUCCUUCUUCCCAACACCCUCGUCGUUUGAGCAGAAGGUGCACAACGUCGCUUUCGCCUUCUCCCUCAUGACGGACGCCGGACUGCCCAAACCCAAGGCCAGGCCCGAAGAUCUGGUUAAUGCAGACUUGAAGUCUACCCUGAGGGUGCUGUACAACCUCUUCACCAAGUACAAGGACACCUAAGCAAGGUUCUUCUCCUACAGCUCCUAUCCCUCCAGAGCAAAAAACAAAACUUGAUGCCUCUGGAAGUCAUGCACUGCCACAGCAUAUCUUGCAUUUAGCUACUGUUAUCCUCGUGCCUUACGAGCAGUGACGACUCGCGAAGCUGACAUCAAGCUUUGAGUGUUUAUUUAACUGAACAACUAACUUAAUCUGUCUAACUAAGCGUUAGGAGCCGAUACUCACACCAAAAAUAUGAGAGCCGCCGAGGAGCGAAACGCUUUGUACAUAAUGAAAAAUAGCACUUUUAAUAAUAUAUUUGUAGAUGUUGACAUUCAUGACUGUAAUGUCGCUCUCCUAUCCCCGCGCACAAAAGAUGACUUGGCGCCUUGUUUUUGGAAGUGCCUUUUAGAGUUGGAUUUACUUGUUCGCAAUUGUCGAGUAAUAAACCUUUAUCCGAA
Messenger RNA from Ixodes scapularis (black-legged tick), 1579 nucleotides. It is a transcript of the gene parvin, whose product is annotated as beta-parvin. The record is from RefSeq and is a predicted model, not a curated record. Gene Ontology annotation, cellular component: actin cytoskeleton; focal adhesion; cytoplasm. Bases 48 to 1142 code for a protein of 364 amino acids. Lineage: Eukaryota; Metazoa; Arthropoda; Arachnida; Ixodida; Ixodidae. Gene Ontology annotation, molecular function: actin binding. The transcript is spliced from 11 exons. Gene Ontology annotation, biological process: cell projection assembly; actin cytoskeleton organization; establishment or maintenance of cell polarity.